AUGGAAACAGCCACCGUCAAGCUCACCGCGCCGCUCCCUGAGCUCCCUGACAUCAGGGAUGACGAGAGCUUCAGCGACGUUGCUCGCAAGCUGUCGUAUUACAUCAUUGAGGCCGUCGACUCGCCCCUGGGCUGGGAAGAUCUCCGCAGCAGCAAGCACAUGAAGAGGCUGCAGCCUCUCAUCAACAAGCUUUCCAACGAGGUUCACCAUGAGGCGAUUGUUGCUGCUCUGCUUGCUCUGAAGGGUCAUUUCCGUGCCAUUGAGAGCGACGAUGACCGUGGCAUCAACGAGUCGCGCGGUCUUGCGUGCGAAGUUGUAGCCUGGCAGUUUGUGCUGACCUUGUCAGAGAGGGAGGCGCUUGACUACCUUCUGUUUGAGCUUCCGAAGCAUGGUGACAAGCAUGAUGAUUCGGACGACGAGGAAUCACGUGCUGCGACGCGCGGACGCGCCAAUGGCAACGGUCGGCAAUCUCACGGAGAGCCGACCGAGAGGACUGGGCUCCUGUCAGACCACCGCACUGCCGGCCAUGGCACUGCCAACGGCAACGGCAACGGCCACAGCAAUGCCAACGGCAACGGCAACAGCGCUCGUCGCUCUAAGUCGAGGGAUUCCUCUCGCUCCACCAACCACCACAUCCCUGGCGACGAGUACGAAGCCACUGGUGGGGAAGGUUUUGCCGAACCUUUCUUGAACCUCAACACUCUUGAGAUUGCUGCCGUUGCCGGCGCCAAGAAGUUCCUCAGUCAAAGAUGCAUCCAAGACAUCAUCAAUGGAAUCUGGAACGGUGAAAUCGUCUUCUGGGAGAACCUCACGGUCGGCGCCGUUAAGAAGCCCAAGUACUACAACAAACACUUGGGCGACCCGUGGUGCCGUCUGCGUGUGCCGCGGUACAUGAAGACUUUCGAGAUUUUCUUCUUCUUGUGCUUCCUGGGGCUCUUUUACAUCGUGUCUAUCCAACGUGAUAUGGAGAACAUCACGGUCACCGAGGUCAUCUUCUAUCUCUUCAUUGCCGGCUUCGCCUUCGACGAAUGGAACGAGUUCCAGGAGGCGGGUGUCCACUUCUACUCAACUGACAUCUGGAGUCUUUGGGACAUUGGAAUCAUCAUCAUCGGCCUCGUUUUCUUCAUUACCAGAAUGAUUGGUUUGGCACACGACGACAAGCAGUUGCUGGAGAUUUCGUUCAGCAUUCUUGCACUUCACUCGCUCUUCUUGACUCCGCGUAUUUUCUCGCUGCUCAGCCUGAACCCAUACUACGGAACCCUGCUUCCUUGUCUUAAGGAGAUGGGCAAACAAAUUAUCAAGUUUUUGGGCUUCGUACUCAUCAUCUAUCUUGGCUUUUUCACCACCUUUGCGUUGCUUGCGCGUGGCCAUGUCGCUCUGCGCGAUACUUCGAUCACGGUGCUGAAGGUCUUUUUUGGUGGCGGAGUUAUCGGAUUCGACAUCGCUCCAAGAAUAUCUCCAUAUCUCGGUCUCCCCGUCAUGAUUGUCUUCGUCUGCAUGACCAAUCAGCUUCUGAUCACGUCGAUGAUGGCAUAUGUCAACACCAGUCUGCGGCAGGUGCUGGACUCAUCGCGUGAAGAAUAUCUCUAUGUGUACUCGAUCUACGUGCUCGAAGCCUCCACUUCGAACAAGCUAGCCUACUUUUUCCCGCCAUUCAACCUCGUGCCCGUGGUGCUCUUCCGACCAAUCCUGAUGGUCCUGCCUGCGCGCGCUGCCCGCGGGGCGCGUAUCGUGUUGCUCAAGGCGACUCAUGCGCCCUUUGUUGGCAUCAUCUGGGCAUAUGAGAACUGGCAGGACUACGUCUGGAAGAAGAACGUUGCGCGGCGCGGGACCAUGGGCAUCGAAACCAUGGGCGGCAGACAGGCGCCUGCGACUAACGGCGGGCUGCCGUCGCGUCCGAUCAAGACAGGCAUGUCGGGCAAGGCGACGGCAGUGCCGGCGUCGCUUGUGCAGGCAUCCAGACGCAACGCGCGAGCUGUGCGCCCGGAGCUGAGCGGCGGCGUCGUGCGCGCCGGCACGGUCGCCCCGGCCCCUGCCGACGCCAGCGCUGGCGAGACGAUGCGGCUGCUCAAGGAGCUUUCGGCGCAGGUGGAGGAGCUGCGGGCGACGGUGGUCAAGCAGCAGGGGGGCGGGCAGCAGUAG
Molecule: messenger RNA, 2142 nt
Organism: Lasiodiplodia theobromae
Lineage: Eukaryota; Fungi; Ascomycota; Dothideomycetes; Botryosphaeriales; Botryosphaeriaceae
Product: Ca2+ Mg2+-permeable cation channel protein
Exons: 17
Coding region: 1-2142 (713 amino acids)
Biological process (GO): transmembrane transport; monoatomic ion transport
Cellular component (GO): membrane
Molecular function (GO): monoatomic ion channel activity
Source: RefSeq, a predicted model, not a curated record